Molecule: messenger RNA, 447 nt
Organism: Knipowitschia caucasica
Lineage: Eukaryota; Metazoa; Chordata; Actinopteri; Gobiiformes; Gobiidae
Source: the annotation of a GenBank genome assembly
AUGACCGGCAAGUGCACCCGGGAAUGUGAUGAGUACGGCCACUCGGACUCCUGCUGGAUGCCUGUGCACACAUCGCCCGAGCGCCGACCAUCCAAGUCCUCCAACAACCCCCAACAACCAAAGCUUUCCACGUUCAUGAGCGGCACCGGCAGCAGCAGCAGCAGUAGUGCGGAGCAGCCCGGAGGCCAAGAGACCCUCACUAUGGCUGCCAUGGCCAACGGAGACCCCACCGCGCCGCACAUGAUGGGUGAUCGCAACCGCAACCUGCUCAACAGGAAAAUGCCCUCUUCUUCAUCCUACGAAGCCUUCGGCUCACCUUCCUACAGUUCUUCUGGAGCUGGGGAGGAAGUGCUGGGCCACCCCACUGAGGAGAUCCCCUUGGCACCCACAGGGGAGUACAAGCCCACCACGUGUGGUACUCUCACACGACGGGAAGUGUAUCUGUGA